This is a messenger RNA of Williopsis jadinii, 1027 nucleotides long. RefSeq names its product Arc18p (gene ARC18). Lineage: Eukaryota; Fungi; Ascomycota; Saccharomycetes; Phaffomycetales; Wickerhamomycetaceae. The transcript is spliced from 2 exons. Gene Ontology annotation, cellular component: cytoskeleton; Arp2/3 protein complex. The coding region runs from base 421 to 951 and encodes 176 amino acids. Gene Ontology annotation, biological process: regulation of actin filament polymerization; Arp2/3 complex-mediated actin nucleation. The record is from RefSeq and is a predicted model, not a curated record. Gene Ontology annotation, molecular function: actin filament binding.
GGGUUGUGUCUUGAGGGAAGAGAAGCUGUGAUUGGCAUUGGUUUGCUGAAAUAAUUCACUCUUUUGCUUCUUUCUACUUAUAUCCAGUGGUUAAUUCGUAUGGAUUCAACAGAAUUACGUCUACAAUUGACUUAGAAGCCCUUCUUUGUCUAGUUCGGUGUCUUUUCGUGGGGCCCGUGAUGGGUCAGGGUUUCCAGGACAAUAAUUUUUCCCGAAAUCCCGAUUUAGUGAACUGUUGCUUUUUUACACGUGAAGUGUUUGACAGAGCGCCGAGUUCCGGUGGUUCCCCCACCGAAUCUCGGGUUCCCAAGGGGUGUUACUUAGUUAGUUACUUUUCUUUACCGGAAGCUCACCCCCUCCGUUGGUGUUCUCUUUUCUCUCAAUUCGAGCCUGUCUUAGGUUAACAAGAGCAAAGCCAAUAUGCCAGCAUAUCACUCAACGUUCCUUUCGGACCCAGCCUCGAAUGAGAGACUAGUUGGUAACUUUUCCCUUUUACCUCUAAAGACCAAGUUCAGAGGCCCUGCGUACCCAAGCGACUCCGAUUACGAUAUUAUUGAUGAAGUGUUGGACUUGUUCCGUGCAAACUCCUUUUUCAAGAACUUCGAAAUCAAAGGGCCAGCCGACCGUGUGUUGAUCUACGGAAUUCUCUUUGUCUCUGAUUGUCUAUCCAAAAUUUCACCAUCUACUUCGGCUUCAGAGGCUACCAAGAUUUUGACAAACUUAUCGCUUGAAAACUUUGCCAUCCCAGGUGACGGGAACUUCCCCUUGAACUCUUUGUACCAACCUCCAAGGGACAGAUCUGAGCACGAUUUACUCAAGGGCUACCUCACACAGUUCCGUCAAGAACUUAGUGCCAGGUUGAUACAGCGAAUCUACGUUGAGAGCCAAUCCACUCCUAGUAAAUACUGGCUUGCAUUUACAAGAAGAAGAUUCAUGAACAAAUCGUUAUAAUUUGGAUUGGAACUCUAGCAGAAUAUUAAAAACAGAAUAAACAGGUGGAGGAAGGAAUUAGACAACGUUGGAACAG